Molecule: messenger RNA, 4411 nt
Organism: Parnassius mnemosyne (clouded apollo)
Lineage: Eukaryota; Metazoa; Arthropoda; Insecta; Lepidoptera; Papilionidae
Source: the annotation of a GenBank genome assembly
GGAGGCGUUCGUUCGAUCGCUUGGUGUUCACGUCAUCAUUUAUACUCAAAUGUCUUAUUUUUGCAUCACACAUGCUUAGGGGUAACCGAAUAAGAAAAAAAUCGAAGAAUCCCGCCUGUACCAGAAGAUAAGUACGUGUGCUAAUAGGCGUAAAUGUAAACUAGAAAGUGUGUGAACGAAGUCGCGUGGUGUCUCGUCCGUCCGGUUUGAUCUGGAUUUUAGCAGUUUGAACCGCGAGUUGGGACUCCCUUUCCCUCUUAAUUAAUUUAUUAAUACAAUUUAGUGGUGUGUUUUACAAACUUUAACGAUUAUUUAUUAGUAUUUUUUAGUGAUUGUGUGGUGCAUUAGUUAAUUUAAGCCGUUUCAAAAUGUCUGAAGAGUCAUCAGCGGAUCGCAAUGUCGAAAUUUGGAAAAUCAAGAAGCUGAUCAAGAGCUUGGAGAUGGCGAGAGGCAAUGGAACAUUAAUGAUUUCACUGAUCAUCCCACCAAAGGAUCAGAUCUCGCGAGUCUCUAAAAUGUUGGCGGAUGAAUUUGGAACAGCCUCUAACAUCAAGUCACGUGUUAACAGGCUUUCUGUGCUUGGAGCUAUCACCUCUGUGCAGCAUCGACUCAAACUUUAUACUAAAGUGCCACCAAAUGGUCUAGUCAUCUACUGUGGUACAAUUGUUACUGAGGAGGGAAAGGAGAAGAAAGUGAACAUUGAUUUUGAGCCAUUCAAGCCCAUCAAUACAUCCCUGUACUUAUGUGACAACAAGUUCCAUACUGAGGCCCUCACUGCGUUGAUGGCUGACGACAAUAAGUUUGGCUUCAUUGUGAUGGAUGGUAAUGGAGCGCUGUUUGGUACACUGCAAGGAAACACUAGAGAGGUGCUCCACAAGUUCACUGUAGAUCUGCCGAAGAAGCACGGUCGUGGUGGUCAGUCUGCGUUGCGUUUCGCCCGUCUCCGAAUGGAAAAGCGUCACAACUACGUGCGCAAAGUUGCAGAGGUUGCUACACAAUUGUUCAUCAGUGCAGACCGUCCCAACGUAGCAGGACUGAUUUUGGCGGGUUCCGCUGACUUCAAGACUGAACUGUCCCAGUCCGAUAUGUUUGACCCACGUCUCCAAUCCAAAAUCAUCAAGCUGGUGGAUGUGUCAUACGGAGGAGAGAAUGGUUUUAACCAGGCCAUCGAGCUCGCGGCGGAAUUGUUGCAGAACGUCAAGUUUAUUCAGGAGAAGAAACUGAUUGGGCGCUACUUUGAAGAGAUCUCACAGGACACGGGCAAGUACUGCUUUGGAGUGGACGAUACACUGCGCGCCCUUGAACUUGGCUCUGUGGAGACGCUCAUCUGCUGGGAGAACCUUGACAUACAGAGAUACGUUCUGAAGUCGCAUGCCGCCAACCAGGUGACCAUUUUGCACUUGACACCUGAACAAGAGAAGGACAAGUCCCACUUCACCGAUAAAGACAGCGGUGUUGAGCUUGAGUUGGUGGAGUGUCAGCCGUUGCUUGAGUGGCUCGCCAACAACUACAAGUCCUUCGGAGCCACACUUGAAAUCAUCACAGACAAGAGUCAGGAGGGCAGUCAGUUUGUGAGAGGAUUUGGAGGUAUUGGAGGUCAGUGUGCAUUUGUAUUACUUGUAUUGUUACACACACGGUAUGAUAGCUCAGCGCCGAAUGACUAAGACAUCGAGGACUUAAAGUGAAGCUCUUGGUUUAGUGACCACAAAGUUUGAGAAACUACAUUUCAGAGGAAAUUAAUUCUUGAAGCCAUUGUGUUAUUGUUUUUUUUUUGUGUAAUUCUGAUUUAACUACAUGAUCAAGUUGCUCUUUAAAAGAGGGGGGCAGUUUUAUUGUAGAAUAAGUGAAGAUAAACAGUUUUAUAAAUGGAAUUUUAUAGCGGUUAAGUUGCAGUCCAUACCAAACAAAGUUUAGUGUUGCUUAGCUUACAAUCUCAAUGCUACUUUUGAAUAUGAAUAUGAUUAAAAUAAAUUAAAAAAAAACCUUUAAGCUACCAGAGUGUCUGUGUCUGAUAUUAUUAUACGAAUUUUUUUGAGAAUAUGUUAAGACUUCUAAUUUUAAAAGAAAAGUGGCUCCAUCGUUUAACCAAUGAUUCUCUGAUAGAUACAAUAGAUAAUAAGAAUAAAUUUCAAAAUAAUACAGGAACUAAACUGACUAACUGUAUCAGUCUUGCUAGUAACAGAAAUUGAACUCUACACAUCUAUCUACUCUAUAAUAUGAACCGAAUGUCCAUCUGUCCAUCGCUAAUAUAGCUAUCUGAUUUCUGUGACACGAUAGUGAUAAAUUUGUUCAAGCCGUGUAACACUCGAGCAAGCAAUUGUUAUACUACACAAGUUUAAAUAUUAUACUAUUGGCUACUUUUUGUUUAGCGUCAAUGUAUUGUAAACAAAGGGUUUUGUGCCAUUUUGGUAGAAGUGUUGGGAAUAGUACUGUGUAUUAUAUAAUGUACGUAAUUUGGAUAUUUAUGUUAAAUAUAAAUAUUUGUAGCUGAGAGGUACAGGAUCAUAAAUCUCAAUCAAUAGUUAUCAUCAAAAAUUAAAAUAGAGAGAUUAACAAACAAUAAUAAUAUCCAUUUGAUCCCGGGAGUGUCAUAACAUGGAAUGGAGUAUAAGAAAAGCAAGAAAAAUCUCAUGACUUCUGAUAUAUGGUUUGUUUAUCUUGAUUUCGCCUGACAUUACAUACCCAGGCAACUUACUGAGCAUGACGGUAAAGGCAAACUCUCUCCACAACGGGAGAGAUCCUUAAGAAUAACAUUCAAUUUUCUUCAGUCCACACAUCAUUUCUGAAACUGAUGACCCAUAAAGGUUGACUCACGGGGGUUUCAAAUGAAACUCUAUUCCAUUACAGCCUAUCGUAGGCUGAACAUAGGCCUCCCCCAUAGAUUGCCAUAGUGUCUACUCUUGGCAAGCGAGUUGGCAACUGUAGUUGUUUAAUUUUUAAAAGACGCUGCUGCCCGUCUCCUGAUUUGUUCCCCUCUGUCGCCUGUUACGAAACCCACAGGACCAUAUGAGGCAGUUGAUAUUCAUACACCUCCACUUCACGGUAAUUCCAUUACAGCCUAUCAUAGUCCACGGUUGAUCACAGGCCCCCCUCUAGGUCUCAUAGGAGCUAUAUUAUCUGUAGAUGCAACGCUUGGCAAGUGCGUUGGCAACUGCAGUUUAUUUUUCAUUAUUUUGAGAUGAUAUCAGGAAGAUGCUGCUGUCCAUAUCCUGUUUCAAUUGACCUCUGUCCCAUCUUACAAGAUUUACGAAAAACCAACGAAAUAGCUCUUUGCUGAAUUAUGAAAUCGACCAUUGCAAGUGUUACAUUUAAACUUUAUUUAUCAGACCGUAGUCAACCGCUGGAUGUGGACUUGUCCUUUAUAAGGAAAGAUUUGCUAUAAUAAUAUUCACAUUGGUGAUUGAAAUAUUAGAAUGUCUCGCACCUCUGCCUGUUUGAGUAUUUACAUGUGCAAUACGUGUUGCUAGAGGUGGUAGCACUUGUUGUCUGUCUUGGAUUCUGAGGAGAGUAGGAGAAGGUAAGGAGAGCCAGUAUAGUAACAGGCUGUAGGUUUUCCAUUUUAGUUCUCAAAGGUAACAAUGUAUCUGCGGCCUUCUUUAUUUCAAGUUGGCUGCGGAUGUUCAUGGGAUGCAAUAGCCACUUUUUUAAUAGGAGGGUCACAAUCGAGCACACAGUCCACCUGAUGGUAAGUGGUUGCUGUGUCCCACAGACAUCUACACCUAUCCUCGAUUACGAAUUAAAGAUGCGUUACCACCCCUGAGGACUAAGCACGAAUGCCUCGUUUCCAGUAAAAAGAGUCUCCGGUUCUCUAAACUUACCAUACGAGACACAGCAGUAUUAAAGUCGCUAAUUUACGCUGGUAAUUUGUGAGAGCGCAGUCUUUCCCCAGUCGAGCUGACCCAUUCGUGCUACGACUAUACUACUGUAUACUGUACACCUACCAACUGCUCAACUGUAAGUUCGUUUGUCUCAUCAGUUUUAUUAAAAAAAAAUACGAGACUACAAAUAACUUUCCAUAGUCUCCUGUCGCGACACGCACGGGAAAAGACCGUGAUGAAUUCACGGCGUCCUAAGACACAUUCAGAGUUUGGCUUCUUUUGCAUACUCCUAUUUGGUAUUUGCUAUGUAAUUGUAAAAUCUGUUUAACUGUGACUUAUGAUACUUUCCCUCUCGGCUGCAUUCGUAUGAUAUUUUAUGUACGCUUUCGCCCUUAUGACGGAACCCAUAACUAAUCCACAUAACUAACAUUUCUCUUCUGUUUCACUGCUGCUCGGAUAACGCCGCCGGAUAUGACGGUAUUCGUAUUCAUAAACUUUACUAAAUUAAUAAACAGGCAUACUCCGCUACAAAGUGGACUUUCAAUCUCUCCAAUCCGACGAACCGCUGGACGACGUGGACCUCGACGACUAUU